AUGGCAUCAUCUAAUCCUUAUCUAAAUAGUGUAUACAAUGACGAGGAUAAUAAUGAAAAUAGUAAAAUAAAAUUAACCACACCUUUACCACAUAAUGAUUAUGAUACAGAUAAUUUAAAUGAUAAUAAUUAUGAUACAAAUCAGCAAAAUCAAGAUACUUUUUUAUCGAGAAUAUUUGGUUUAAAUUCUAUCUAUAAUCAAUUACAAGAUAAUUAUCAAUAUUAUGAUCCAGAAUUUGAUAGCUCAUAUCAUCAACAACAACGUAAGAGUUUAUUAGAAGAUGAUGAAGAUGGCGAAAAUGGUGAAAAUAGACAUUUAAACGUGGAGGAUGAUGAGGAAAGAUUAUUACCGAAUGAUCAAAUACCUAUGGAUAAUUUACAAACCCAAAUUCUGAAUUCAAAAGAUGAUAAAAAGAAAAUGGAUAUUAAUUCAAAUAGUUUAUUGGAUUCAGAAUCAGAUUCUGAUUUAUCAUCAAGUUCUGAUUCUUAUGUCAGACCCAAUAAACCAAAACAACAACAAACUCAACAUCAUCAAAAAACACUACCAGAACAAUCCACUCCGAUAAGCCAGCAAAAAGCACAAUCAGAAGAAUCACCUACAGCAUCAUCAUCUAAACGACCACAAAUCAAAUUUCAAGUCCCACAAAGGGUCAAAACACUUGUAAAUAAUACUACUAAUAGAGGUAAUAAAACAUUACCAUUAUAUAAUGAACAAUAUAGAAGACCCAAAACUCAACAAUUUACAAAUACAAAUUAUAAAUCAACAAGAAUAAAUUCAUCAUCAAGAAAAUAUAUGAUUCCACCAAAAGAAAGAGCGUUAUAUUUAUGGGCCAAUAUAACAAACAUGGAUGAAUUUUUGAUAGAUGUUUAUUAUUAUUAUCGUGGUCGAGGUUUAUUAAAUAUUGUAACUUCGAGAAUUGUUGAUUUAAUUAUUAUUGUAUUUGUUAUAAGUUUUUCAAUUUUUUUAAAAUGGGGGAUAGAUUAUUCCAUAUUUUGGGAUAGUUAUUCUCAAGAACGUCAUUUAACAUUAUCUGAUUUAAUAAUACCUGGUUUUUUUUGGAAAAUUCCAUUUUUAGUUAAAUUUCUUGUAUUUGGAUUUUCCAUUUACGUCACUUUAAGAUCUAUACAAUUAUAUUUUGAUUAUACAAGAAAAUUAAAAGAAAUUCAAAAUUUUUACCACUACCUUUUAAAUGUCGAAGAUGUUGAAUUGAUGACAAUAAGUUGGAAAACAAUAGUUGAGAAGUUAAUGUUAUUAAAAGAUUACAAUAGUUUAACUUCAUCACAUCCUAUAGAAAAUCAUUAUAUAAAUGAUUUAUCAUCAAAAGUUCGAUUAAAUGCUCAUGAUAUAGCUAAUAGAAUAAUGAGAAGAGAAAAUUAUAUGAUUGCAUUAUUUAAUAAAGAUAUUCUAGAUUUUAAUAUUCUUUGGUUUAAUGAAAAAACUGUUCUAACUAAAACUUUGGAAUGGAAUUUAAAGUUAUGUAUUGAUAAUUUUGUUUUCAACCAACAAGGACAAAUUAAUGGGUCCAUAUUAAAAGAACAUAAUAGAAAUUUAUUAGCCAAAGAAUUAACUUCAAGAUUCAAAUUAGCUUCAAUCAUAAAUAUUAUAUUAUGUCCAUUUAUUGUUAUUUAUUUUGUAUUAUUAUAUUUUUUCAAAUAUUUUAAUGAAUAUAAAUCAAAUCCUAGUUCCAUUAUUGGGUUAAGACAAUAUACCCCUUAUGCAGAAUGGAAAUUUAGAGAAUUUAAUGAAUUACCCAACUUUUUCAAUAAAAGAUUGCAAUUGUCAAUGGGUCCAGCUAAUAAUUAUAUAGAUCAAUUUCCUAAAGGAUUUUUGGUAAUUAAUGGUAUGAAAUUAUUGAAUUUUAUUAGCGGAUCUAUAUUAGCAAUUUUGGUUAUUAUGGGAAUAUAUUUAGAAAAUGAAAGUUAUUCAUUUUGGUCAUUUGAAAUUACUGAGGGAAAAUCAGUCUUGUUUUAUAUAUCCAUAUUUGGUACAUUGUGGGCUAUAACUUCUUCUCCAUCUUCCUCUGCUUCAUCAUCAUCAAACACAACAAAUGAUCAAGUACCACAACAACAACAUUUUUCAUCAAACAAAAUAGUUUAUGAUCCAGAAUCAAAUAUUCGUUAUGUUUCUAAAUUUACUCAUUAUUUACCUAAGAAAUGGAAUAAAAAAUUACACACUAUCCAGGUCAAGAAUGAAUUUUGUGAGUUAUAUUCAUUAAAAAUUAUUAUAAUCAUAAACGAAAUCUUAAGUGUUUUAUUAACACCUUUUUUACUUUACAAAAUUUCAUAUAAUUCAGGUAAUAUAAUUGAUUUUUUCAGAGAAUACAGUAUUCAUGUUGAUGGAUUAGGUUAUGUUUGUUAUUUUGCAAUGUUUAAUUUUGAAAAGAAAUUAAAUAAUAUGAAUAAUCCAAGUCAUUUAAGAAAGCAGCGUAAAAAACAAAAAAGAAGAAAAUCAAAUGAUACAAACAAUGAACCAAAUGACAAUCAAGAAAACACUAAAGAUUAUGAUUCUUCAGAAAGUUAUGAAGAUGAAGAUGAAUUUGGGUUUGGUAUUGGUAAUGAAGAUAAUGAUAAAAUGACAAAAUCUUAUAUGCACUUUUUAGAAAGUUAUGGGGCUGGACCAAAAGUAAAUAAUCAAUCUCAACAAGAACAACAUCAACAUCAACAUCAACAUUUACCGCCUUCAAUAAAUGACAAAUCCAAUUUAGGUGAUGGAGAGAAUUAUUUUGUAUUUGACAAUUCCGAUAUAUUAAGCAAUAAUAGUGGUAAAGGAGUUCAAUUUGAAGGUAAUGCAAAUAAAUCCAAGAGAAAAGGUGGAGUUUUAGGAAUGUUGAAUCAAUUUUAUAAACAAGAUAUAAAUUCAAAUGUAUAA
Lodderomyces jiufengensis is the source of this 2868-nucleotide messenger RNA. It is a transcript of the gene ATG9, whose product is annotated as autophagy protein. Gene Ontology annotation, biological process: protein localization to phagophore assembly site; autophagy of mitochondrion. Bases 1 to 2868 code for a protein of 955 amino acids. The record is from RefSeq and is a predicted model, not a curated record. Lineage: Eukaryota; Fungi; Ascomycota; Pichiomycetes; Serinales; Debaryomycetaceae. The transcript has a single exon. Gene Ontology annotation, cellular component: autophagosome; phagophore assembly site.